Limanda limanda (common dab) is the source of this 4031-nucleotide messenger RNA. RefSeq names its product BCAR3 adaptor protein, NSP family member (gene bcar3). The transcript is spliced from 17 exons. Gene Ontology annotation, molecular function: guanyl-nucleotide exchange factor activity; phosphotyrosine residue binding. The record is from RefSeq and is a predicted model, not a curated record. Gene Ontology annotation, biological process: small GTPase-mediated signal transduction; positive regulation of peptidyl-serine phosphorylation. Bases 103 to 2961 code for a protein of 952 amino acids. NCBI's taxonomy places the organism in Eukaryota, Metazoa, Chordata, Actinopteri, Pleuronectiformes, Pleuronectidae.
CACAUUCACUAUGAAUAACUCUGAUACAAGCAACUAGUUUUCUAAAAUUCACCAGAGGAUUCAGAGGGGAGGAAGGACGAGGUCACUCUGACAGAGUUGAGGAUGAUGGCCGAGGGGCGUUUUGCGAGUCUGCCCAGGUCGCUCCAUGCACAUCACGGCCUGGAGGGAGGCCCCGCCCACCCUGGCGCCCCCAGCAGCAGCUCCUACUCCUCCAGGAGGCUCCAGGCCUCGCUCGCCUCCUCCAUGGAUCUCCUCAGCUCCAGGCCGGGUUUUCCUCCGGGGCAGAGCGCUGGCCUCUCAGAGAUUCCCGCCGCCGCCUACCAGCCCGUCUCCAUCCAUGGGACCAUGCCUCGCCGCAAGAGGGGGGGGAACAACCUCGCCCUCGCCCACGGGAACUACACCUGGGACCCCAGAGCCAAUCACACGCAGGCGUUCGGUUGUGGGAACACGCCUUUGUCGCCCGGGCACGUCCAUCAGCCUCUGACUUCACCGCUGGUCCAGAACAUCCUGGACGACUUCCACGGUUACAGGGAGCCUGCUGCCGGCCCGGAUGCCACGGUGGACUACGUGAAGUUCUCCAGAGAUCAGUUCAUCCUGGACUGUCCUUCAGAGAAACUCCGCCGGGAGCUGGAGGAGGAGCUGAAGAUGAACUGUGAGGAGCCCAGGAGCCACGCGUGGUACCACGGAGCCAUUCCCAGACAGGUUGCAGAGAACUCGGUUCAGCGUGACGGAGAUUUCUUGCUCCGUGAUUCUCUUUCCAUCCCAGGAAGCUACGUUCUGACCUGCCAGUGGAGAAACGCCGCCCAGCACUUUAAAAUCAACAAGAAGGUGGUGAUGCUGAACGAAGCCUACUCCCGGGUGGAGUACCGUCUGGACAGAGAAGGCUUCGACAGCGUCCCUGCACUCAUCAGAUUCUACGUCGGCAACAGGAAACCGGUCUCACAGGUGGUCGGAGCCAUCAUCUUCCAGCCCAUCAACAGAGCUCUUCCCCUGCGCUGCCUGGAGGAGAAGUACGGCCUCUCCAGCACUCACCGGGACUCGCUCAUGUCCCAGGAGAGAAAGAGUCAGAAACGCCUCAGCCUCAACAUCACCAACGGACACACACACGACAACACGCACGCCGCGCACGACAACACGCACCAGGACAACGGCGUGGGCCGCAGCCGGCAGCUCAGGUUGAAGGAUCGCUGCGGCAGCCAACCAGCGAGUCUCAAUCAGGUCCAGGAGAGGCGACGCCCCCUCAAGGCGCACCAAUCAGAAAGCUUCUUACCUCUUGGAUGUAGACCUCAGCCGGACCCCCCCCUCCUCCCCAGCCCCAAGUCCCCGGUGUUCCGGACGGGCAGCGAGCCGGUGCUCAGCCCCUCCUUCCCCCGGAGAUCAGCCGAGCCUCUGGCAGGUCAGGUGAUCCGAGGCUCCGACAGCCAGCUGUGUCCCAAGCCGCCUCCCAAACCCAGCAAAGUGCCGCUGGCUCGAGUCCCUCGCCCGCCCGGCCUCGUGCCGCUGGGGCCCUCGACCGCCUCCUGCAACCACACAGACUCCUCCUCCUCCGUCUUCACCGCUCAGACUCCGGAUUCCACGUGGGGGGGGCCUCCAUCGCCCGGCUGGAGGAGCGGAGCUCCUCCUGUGAAGCCUCUGAAGUUUUCCCAGGGCUCCUCCUCCUCCUCCUCUUCUCUCCUCUCUCCUCCUGAACGGCUUCACUACCCGGACACCGACUCGGUGACGGGCCGGCUGCAGCCGAGCCCCCCCGACCUGAGGUCCUGCAGCUCGCUGGGGUGGGAGGAGCCUCCCUCUCCAGACUCCAUCACAGAGGACGGCCUCGCCCAUCAGCCGCCGCUCUGCAGCUACGUGGACCGGCUGAGGAGGGAGGGAGACGGCGAGGAAGAGGAGGAGGGAGGACGAAGAGGCCUGGACAGAAGCUCCUACCAUCACGCCAUCGCAGCCUUAGAGAACACCAGCGAGGAAGAGGAGGAGGAUGGGGAGGAGAGGAGGAGGAGGAGCAGCUUCCAGCGGCCGGUGGAGGAGACCGAGUCCAUGUUCAGACCGGCCGAGUUCGGGUCCCGCCUCCUGCCGCCGGAGAACAAACCUCUGGAGAUGGUCGUGCUGAAGAGAGCGAAGGAGCUGCUGCUCCGGCACAACCACCACAGCAUCGCCCGACACCUGCUGCUGGCCGACUGCCAGGUUGUCAGGAUACUCGGAGUGAGUCCGGAGCUCAAAGGUCAGAUGGGCGUGUCCUCGGGUCUGGAGCUGGUGACGCUGCCGCACGGUCGACAGCUGAGGCUCGACCUCAUGGAAAGACACCACACCAUGGCGAUAGGCGUUGCCGUGGAUAUUCUGGGAUGUACGGGCAGCGUGGAUGAGCGGGCGUCCACGUUAAACCGAAUCAUCCUGGUGGCGUUGGAGCUGAAGGACACGGUGGGCGACCUGUUCGCUUUCACCGCACUGAUGAAGGCUCUGGACCUGCCACAGAUCAGUCGACUGGAGGAGACGUGGACGGCUCUGAGACGCAACUACACCCAGACGGCCAUCAGCUACGAGAAGACACUGAGACCGUUCUACAAGAACCUGUACGAGGGCACAGCCUCCCCUCCCCCCGGGGUCUGCGUCCCCCUCCUGCUGCCCCUCCUCACCCUGAUGGAGCGCCCGUCAAUCACACCCGAGGGGGCGGAGCUGUGGGAGACCAGCGACCAGGGCUGUGACAUCAUGCUGCGCCACCUGGAGGCCGCACGCGAAGUCGCACACAACACACACAGCUACACAGCCAACGCACAGAAGCUCUUACAAGGGUUUCAGGCUGACGAAGACCUGCUGGAGGUUUUUAAAACCGACUUCCAGCUGCGGCUGCUGUGGGGGAGCCGCGGAGCCUCGGUCAACCAAUCGGAUCGCUACAGCAAGUUCACUCUCAUCCUCACCGCGUUGUCACGGAAACUGGAGCCCCCACCCAAAACUCAAACCUUGAUCUGAUAUAUGAAUAUACACUUGAGCGGGUCAACGUCAGCUGGAUCCAAGAACCAGAUGAAGGGAAGACAAAGUAGCCACUGAGGAACUCGUAUGAACUGAUGCAAUGAGAUCGACAAAAACACAAGAACCAGUCAAACUCAAUUUAACACCUUUAUAAAUAAUAAUUUGCUCUUAUUUCUCCUACACAUAAAAACCCUUUUUAUUCAUUUGGCCUUUUCAAAUCCACCUUAAAUACAGAAACUGUCUUAAAGCUCAAAUUCUCCUGGUUCCAUCUCGACAAAUCAUAUCACUGCAACAGCUUUAGAAAGAAGACUUGUGCCUGAAGUAUAAGUACAAGUAUAUAAUACAUAUUUCUUUUUAGAAAGCUGAGUGGACAUGUUUGUGAGCUCUGGAGCAUUUUGGUUCACAGACUCACUCGUUGUUUAAAUGUUAAAAUUAGAAAGCAGGGUUUAGAAUCUUAUAAAAAGAAAUUAACUUAUUUUCAGGCUUGUGCACAAAAACAAAAGGCCACAGGUUCAUAUUUCACGUCGGCCUUUUUCUGUCUGUGUUUCAGUUAAUUUUUGUAUUUAACUCUAUAACGAACCUUUUCUCCACAUCUGGAAACUGCUUUGAACUCUGAUCCGUUUGUUGCUGGUUUAACAAGCGAGAACAAAAAGAUGCAAUGAUGUGUCCUCGGAACCAGAGGACGACAAAGAACUACGAUUAAUCUCCUUUGGUUCAUUUACACACAGAAGCAGAAAGUCAGAUACUUGCAAAGAAUCAAAAAAAUCCAAACUCUCCGUUCAUGUGAAAAUUAAGAUUCACGUGUUUUUAUUCCCUGAAAUCUUUUAUUUUACAGUUACACACAUUAAAAAACAUGACUUUGUGCGUAUUGCCCAGGAGCAGAUUUGUAAACGUAUGUAAACAUGAGACUGAAGCUGUAAAUAUCUGAAGCGUGAGCGUGUUAAUAAUCGACUGUACAUAUUUUCUGUAGAAGACUGUAAAAAGAGAAGAUGUUAAUGAAUUCUAAUGUUUAUAUUAAAUAUGAAUGAUGGGGGUUAAGAUUGAAUAAAUAAGACGAAUGAACUGUGGAA